UCACCACUGCUUUGAUUUUGAAAAAGUAAACCCCGAACAAUUAUUAACACAUUCAAGAUGGCGUCCGAAAAAAAGUAUUGAAUCAGUCCAUCUCGUCUUCAUUUUUAAACAUUUUGAAUCCCAUUCCGUGCCAACAAUAGACAUGGCCGACACAAGCACCCGACGACGCGUGAAGCUUUACAUGCUGAACGAGGACCGCCAGUGGGAUGACAGAGGCACUGGACAUGUCUCUUCAGCCUAUGUUGAACAGCUCAAGGGAAUGUCGUUGCUUGUUAGGUCUGAAACUGAUGGAUCCUUGUUGCUGGAGUCAAAGAUUCUGUCGGACACAGCCUAUCAAAAACAGCAGGAGACUCUGAUUGUAUGGUCUGAAGGGGAAAAUUAUGACCUGGCCCUCAGCUUUCAGGAGAAGACUGGUUGUGAUGAAAUAUGGGAGAAGAUUUGUAAUGUGCAAGGCAAAGAUCCUUCAGUGGAGAUAACUCAGGACAUUAUUGAAGAGUCAGAAGAUGAACGCUUCGAUGAAAUGCCUGAGGUUGCUCACCCCAUAGACCUGCCAGCAUGUGACCUUGGUAAAUUGUCAGAGAUAUCUGAACUGUUCAGCAGUGUGCUUGGGUCUCCUGUGCGCAGAGAAAAACUAUCCACAGCCAUCGAGCAGAGUGGAUAUGUGAAAAAACUGUUGGACCUGUUUGAAAUGUGUGAAGAUUUGGACAAUGUUCAUGGUUUACAUUAUUUAUAUGACAUCUUCAAAAGUUUGUUCUUGUUAAAUAAGCAAGCACUCUUUGAUAUAUUAUUCCAAGAAGACACUAUAUUUGCCGUGGUAGGCGUGUUGGAAUAUGACCCAUCACAAGUGACGCCAGUAAAGCAUAGAGAAUUUCUACAAAAGACCGCCAAAUUUAAAGAAGUGAUACCGUUUUCUAAUCAGGAAUUAGUGCAUAAGAUCCACCAAACAUUUCGUGUGCAGUAUAUACAAGAUGUGAUACUUCCAGCACCAUCAGUGUUUGAUGAAAACAUGAUGUCUUCGCUUAAUUCAUUCAUAUACUUUAACAAAGUGGAAAUCGUCAGUAUGGUUCAGGAGGAUGAGAAGUUCCUACUACAGCUGUUUGCAAGCAUCACAAGUGAGAAGACAGCAGAGGACUCGCGCCGUGACCUCGUGCACUUCCUGAAGGAGUUCUGUACAUUCUCACAGAGUCUGCAGCCUCAGAGCAAGGAGUCGUUCUUCAAGACACUAUCGGGAUUUGGAGUGCUUCCUGCCAUAGAAUUUAUCCUGCAGCAGGAUGACAUCAAGAUGAAGAUGGCAGCCAUUGAUAUCUUCUCUUACAUUGUUGACUUCAGUCCGUCCAUGGUGCGAGAGUUCAUCCUCAAAGAAGGCCAGACUCAGGAUGAUGAUGAUCUUCUUAUCAACCUAGUCAUUGAACAAAUGAUCAACGACCCUGAUGCAGAGCUGGGUGGAGCAGUACAGCUGAUGAGUAUUAUCCGACUGUUGAUUGACCCAGAGAAUAUGAUAGCUGUGCAGAUGAAGACGGAGAAGACAGAGUUCCUGAGUUUUUUCUACAAGCAUAGUAUGCAUGUCCUAACUGCCCCACUGUUUGCUGUGACUGCCGAGGACAAACCCAGCAAAGAUGAUUUCCAGACUGCGCAACUCUUGAGUCUUAUUUUAGAAUUGUUGACAUUCUGUGUGGAGCAUCACACAUACAACAUCAAAAACUACAUCAUCAGUAAAGAUCUAUUACGCAGAGUCCUUGUGCUUCUCAGGUCACGCCAUGCAUUCUUGUUACUAUGUGCCUUACGGUUUAUGAGAAAAAUCAUCGGACUGAAGGAGGAGUUUUAUAACCGAUACAUCAUCAAAGGCAACUUGUUCAAGCCAGUUGUGGAGGCUUUCAAAGCAAAUGGCAAUAAAUAUAAUCUCCUAAACUCGGCAAUGAUAGAGUUAUUUGAAUACAUACGAUUGGAGGCUAUCAAGUCUUUGUGUAACCACAUCGUGGAGGCCCACAUACAUGAGUUAGAGCAUGUGGACUAUGUGAACACCUUCGACUCCCUCAAGACCACCUACGAACAAGAGAAGAUCAAGGACAAAUCUCUCGGCUUUGAGGGGUAUGUCAUUAACUCUGCUCUGUCAAUCCGCAACAAUCGUUUCCGCCGUGACCCGCGAGCCCUGGAGGAGGAUGAAGAGAUGUGGUUUGACCAGGAGGAUGAUGUGGAUGAUGGUGAGAACAUCGUGCCCAUGUCUGACAUCCACAGCAAGCUGGGCAACGAUCUAGAGCUUGGAAAGUUCCCAACAGAGCCCAGGCGUGCUGGUGCGCUCUUCGACACCAAAGAUAUAGACGAUUUAAAAGAGAGCACCACUCGAAUCAUAAACAAGACCAACUCGCCCAUCAAUAUCACUUUAAAGAACAGCCCACUGACAAGCCCGCUGAAUUCCCCGGAGCGCCCCAAUAGUCCUGGAAGCCCUGGUUCUCCUGGGCGACCUGUGACCUGCCCCACUCCAGCAUCCUCACCUAUCACUGCCCCCUUGAACAACGCAAAAAGGCCGGGCAUUGGCCUUGUAGACUACCCCGACGAGGAUUCUGACGACGAUGAUGGGGACUCAGCCGAGAACAUCGGACCUUCACCCAAACGGGCGCGUAUAGCCACUUAAUGAAUGUGCUAAUGUUAGGAGACAUAAAACUGAGGUGCAGCUGGGACAUGGUGAUAUCCGUGUGUAUGUCAUUACCCCACCCACCUGUGAGAUAGUGCUGGCCUAUUGUCUUAGUGUAAUAUUUAUAUUUCGCUGACCUUUGGAGUACACGAGGUUGCUGAUCAGAGAAAAUUGUGAAAUGGGUAUCUCAGCACGGCUCUAUUAUAGGCUUUCAUGGGGCAUUGACUGAGCUGUGUUUCCCAACUGAAUGCAGCUUCAUAGUCUGCAGGGCUGAUGCUGCAUGUAAAAGAUUCGUAACAAAAAAAUGGUGCAUAAGAAGUGACUGCUGUGGAUGUGCAGGGACCGUUAGAGGAGAUGCAUUUACAAGUGCGGAAUCUCGGUGCUCAGAACAUCACACCCCUGCCAGUGUCUGGACGGACGUCCAUCCAUCAUCAAUGCUUGUACCUGUGCCAUGGACACUUUCAGUUCUUUACCUGAACUACGGAACUGUGUAGAACUGAUAGUGUCACUGUGUAUUGUGUAUUGGCCAUUUAUUACUUACAUUUAUUGAUAGCUAAAAAACUGUGUGAUUUCUUUGUCCAGUUUUUAAAGAUUUUAACAAAUUAAUGUUUUUCACAUGUUCACUUCAUAUUAAUCUGAAUAUUUUAAGACUAAUUAUAUAUUUAUUUUUGUAUUAGUAUGCUAACAAAUAUUUGUUUUUCAUUGUUAUAAAAUGAAUAUCAAAUUAUAUCUAUAAUAUAACUUCCUGUUUACUGAAAAUUGUUAAAAGUCAUUUUUACAAAAUUAUAAUAUUUGUUUAAAGUAGCAAUAAGGGUUUUAUCAGCAUACCGAACUCUGUGAUAAAUUAGAACUUCAAAACCCUGAAAUUUGACAACUUUUUAGAGCUUUUAGAAGUGCUUAAAGCUGUAUGUUUAUAGAAACGUGUUAUUUAAAGAGUUUAGAACUGGUUCAAUGGGUGAUCUCAGAUAUGUUAUCAUUUGAACAUUUUGUACAUUGCUAUUGUAAAGUUUUGUCCGCUGUUUGUAAUAUUUGUUUCAAUAUUUUUUCCUCCAAAUACAUUCAUUUGUGCUAUCACUUGCAUUAAAUUCCAGCUAAAAACACACAUAUAUAAUUUAAAAAACAGAACACAACAUAAAAAAUGUCUGAUCAUAAUUCAAAUGGAUGAUUUCUUUAUUCAUAAGAAUUUCAACAUAAAAAAUCCGCUUAUUGAAUAUGGUGUCCAUGCCAAAUUAGGAAUAGUAGAUAUUUUAAAAGAAAUAUUAAUGCACUUCACAAUCUAUUGUAAAACAUCUACAUUUUAUCACCAUGAAUUUCUUUACUGUAUUCUUAGUUAAUUUUUACCAAAACACAUCAAUAUUUUGGUUGCUGAAAUUGAUGUUAUGAUUUUUGAAAAUCUAAAUAAGUUAAUUUUUCAGUUUGAUGACCAAUACCAUGUUACAUUUUACUGUUGGUCAGUUCUAUGAAUACUUUCAAGUGAGUUGUGUGAAAGAUUCAUACUGCUUUCCUGGGAUUCUGUGUGCAGGGGACAUUUUUUGACGUUCUACUUCAAAUGUACUGGAGUGUAUCGGUGAGUUAGAGUAUGUAAACUGGAUGGAAAGAUGCAAGAAACUAAACAUGUUGUCAAUCUUAACUAGAAGAAAAGCCUGUCAAGGUCCACUCAACCCUUGUAGAAUGAAUAACUGCAGAUUAAAAGUAAAAGCGCUUGAUAGGUUUGAAUAAAUCCUAGGGAAUGUCUAGCAGCAAGUUUUGCACAGGGACAUUUUUAACUGGGCUUUCUCUGACUAUAUCAUCAGGAAUUUGGGCUUUCUUGAUUGAACUGCAUAUUUCCAUCACUGAAAUAAAAAACUACAAUAAGACUAAGCGGCAGAGAGAUGAAAGGAUUCCAAGGAUAGGUUCACAGAUUGUUAUGACAACAUUCUUGUGAAGUUUUCCUAGCACCUCGGGGUGAGCAGCUUUUCAAGUUUAUAUAACCUCCAAACAAACAUGGGUAGUUCAACAUCUUGGGUGGUCUCCAGAUUUACCAAUAUAAGCCAGGGAGACAUCCAUUCUACUAUAGCUUAUUGGUUGGUGUUGGGGGUGGGAGCCAAACGUGGGCACCUGAAUAAAGGUAAAGUUUGAGUGAAAUUGAAUUGCAAUGUUUUGUAUUGGCCGCAUUGGUAUAACAUUACAUUCCUUAACACGCAGUCGUAAAGGCCUCGUGUUUAAAAUUGGUAAAUUGUGCAAAAAAAGUUAAAAAAACUCAUAAGAUUUCCUCAGUUGACAGUUCCCAACAGUUUCUAGUUAAUACGUUAACUGUGUAUGCUCGGCGUUUGAAAUGGCUGCAUUCGUUGGGUUGAUAUCAUUAAUGCCAUAUUAAGUUUUAAUCUGUGUAUAGGUUAGUUACAAUAAAUUUAAUGCCAAGAAAGCUACAAGUUAGCGAUGCUUUUGUAUGUCUGCAGAGUGUUAUGAAUUCCAGAAACAAGUGGAAGCAUAUAGGAACCUCAUUUGCAUUGUGCGGUAUUUAAUCUAGAGAGUGCAUUAGAAUAAAAUGUGUAUGGAUGACACCUUUAUGCUUGUUUUGUGAUUAGUUAACUCAAUUUCAUAAUCAUUUCAUUGUAUAUUUUAUCCUUUCUAAAGUUAUCAUUGUAGCAAAUUUUUUAUUUUAACGUGUAUAUUCUAUGAAUUUGUACAGGCUGCUUUGCCAUUAUUUUUUCAAAUGCAUUGAAAUUGUGAUGCAUUUUAAUUGAACUAUUUAUUUAAACUUUAUUAUAAGGUCUAAGUGUGUCCUUGUUUUAGAUCAAUAGUUUGUACAAUGACUAGUUCUAUAUUUAUACAAAAUUUGUCACACAAGUUUGGACAUUUUAGAAAGUAAGUAAAACAGAAGAAUAAGCAUAUCUAAUUAAAAAACACAACUGAGCCAGUAAAAGAGAAGAAUCUCCCUUCUUCAAAUAAAAGUGAAAUUUUUCCCCAUCUUCAAAGUUUAAUUGGAGUAAUUUUUUUACAAUUUUAUCAUUUACAUGAAAUGCAGUAACAUGGAAUGCUGUGUUUUUUGUGCUGUUGACUGGAUCAAAUGUUGGUCCAUCUGCCUAUUAACACCAAGUUUUGUUUCCUUCGCAAAAGAGCAUAAUGAUAUAAGCCACAUCUUGAAAACUGGCAUUUUACGUCAUUUGCAGCCUGGUUAGCCCAAUCCCAGCAUUUGCAUUCACACAGUCUGGUUAGGAGCUUCUUAUGACACCCCGGAGCUUUGUAUGACUUUAAUCCUUUACCACUUAGAUACGUAUGCUUACGCAUUUGUAGUCCCCCUGAAAGUUAAAUUUUAUUAAAGGCCUUUCUUACUAGAGCCAAUUUUUUAAUGUUUUAAGUUCCAACCCUUAGUUACUGAUGAGCAGCAAACAGAAUUAAACGUGAACAGACUGCUAGUUACGCGCAGGCUGUUUUGGCUUUUCACUUUGCUUCUGAGUGGGAAAGGGAUAAAGGACAGCGUAGCUCCUAACCAGACGUUAUGAUGGUGCUGGCUGGUCAUGAGCUGUGCUGGCUGCAUACGUCACAAGACCCAAUUUUACAUGAUGCGGGUCAUGUGUCUCAGUCCUAAAAUGUCAAGCAGCUUCAUUGUUAGCUAAGGCUGGGCCUUGUUCAGUAUCAUAAGAAUUGUAUUCAGUUUUUCGAAUAAUUCAUUAUAUAAUUGGACAAGUAAAGUGAUUGAAUUCAUACAAUUUACUAAAAUUGUGGACCAUUUUGGUUGUUCUACUGUUUUAUGAUCUAGUUAAUUGUGUUAAGUCUGUUAUUUUGAUCUAAGCAGCUGCUUGUAAACUUACAAAACUAUGUCUGAUGUUUUCUGAUGCUCUUUCAUUUCUUCCUGUAAGCUGUUACCAACACAAAUCUUCUAGAAACCUUGCUAGUAUUGUACAAAUCAAAUUUUAUAUUUUGUUUGUUUGUAGUUUAUAAUGUGUUGCAACUUGAUCUGUUUAUUUUUCACAAACAGACUUGUGACAUAGAAAUGUGUUAAAAUAUUAUGUCUUUAUCAUGUACAAAUAAAUCAUCAACAAAACUAAAUAAAAAAACUAUUGAAAUUA
Dreissena polymorpha is the source of this 6684-nucleotide messenger RNA. Its product is annotated as serine/threonine-protein phosphatase 4 regulatory subunit 3A-like. The record is from RefSeq and is a predicted model, not a curated record. Lineage: Eukaryota; Metazoa; Mollusca; Bivalvia; Myida; Dreissenidae. Gene Ontology annotation, biological process: DNA damage response; protein dephosphorylation. The coding region runs from base 143 to 2632 and encodes 829 amino acids. The transcript is spliced from 16 exons. Gene Ontology annotation, cellular component: nucleoplasm; protein phosphatase 4 complex. Gene Ontology annotation, molecular function: protein phosphatase activator activity.